UUUUUUCACUUCCACGUUCAGUUUUUCAGUCCGUUGAUCGUGUUCGUUCCCAAAUCUGUCUCUCGCUGGUGAUCUUCAACUGAACAAACUCAUCAAUACAACCCCGAAAAAGAAGAAUAUAAAUAUCAGGGUUUAUCUCUUCGAACUCCUGUGUUUCAAUUCCUCAAAAUAGCAUCGUUUUGCACCAUUGGAUUCUCCUUUAACGCGCAGGGUUUAUUGCAAUGCACCGGGUGGGUAGUGCAGGGAACACUUCUAAUUCUGUUCGUCCUCGUAAGGAGAAACGACUGACAUAUGUGCUGAAUGAUGCUGACGAUACCAAGCAUUGUGCAGGCGUAAACUGUUUGUCUCUAUUAAAGUCAUCUGUCACUGAAGGGUGUGAUUACCUCUUCUCUGGAAGCCGUGAUGGUACACUAAAGAGAUGGUCAUUGGGCGAAGAUGCUGCUACAUGUUCUGCUACAUUUGAGUCACAUGUUGACUGGGUAAAUGAUUGUAUCCUUGCUGGCGAGAAUACACUUGUUUCUUGUUCUUCGGAUACCACCCUCAAGACAUGGGAUUGCUUGUCUGAUGGAGCUUGGACGAGGACCUUCCGUCAACAUUCUGACUAUGUUACUUGUCUGGCUUCUGCAGAAAAAAAUAGCAAUAUUGUUGCCUCGGGUGGUCUUGGUGGGGAGGUUUUUGUAUGGGAUAUUGAAGCUGCAUUAGCACCCCUUUCCAAGUCAAGUGAUGCAACAGAAGAUGAAUGUUCAAAUGGUGUCAAUGGUUCUGGGCAUCCAUUACCUGUGACGAGUUUACGAACUAUUAGCUCAAGCAACAACAUUUCUGUGCAUCCGUCUCAACCUCAUGGGUAUGUCCCGAUAUCUGCCAAGGGCCAUAAAGAGUCAGUUUAUGCAUUGGCAAUGAAUGAUAGUGGAACCAUUCUCGUCUCUGGUGGAACUGAGAAGGUUGUGCGUGUUUGGGACCCAAGAACUGGUUCAAAGACUAUGAAGCUAAGGGGGCAUACAGAUAACAUCAGGGCUCUGCUUCUGGACUCUACUGGCAGGUUUUGUUUAUCAGGAUCUUCAGAUUCUAUGAUCAGACUCUGGGACCUGGGUCAGCAGCGAUGUGUGCAUUCUUAUGCUGUGCAUACUGAUUCUGUUUGGGCACUUGCAAGCACCCCAACAUUUAGUCAUGUUUAUAGUGGAGGGAGAGAUCUCUCUUUAUACUUGACAGACUUGGCAACAAGGGAGAGUCUUUUGCUUUGCACAAAGGAACAUCCCAUUCUGCAGUUGGCAUUACAUGAUGAUAAUAUAUGGGUUGCAACAACUGAUUCUUCAGUUCAUAGAUGGCCUGCUGAUGGACGGAAUCCUCAGAAAGUCUUUCAGAGAGGUGGUUCGUUCUUGGCUGGAAACUUGUCUUUUUCAAGAGCAAGGGUGUCCUUAGAAGGAUCUACUCCAGUUCCUGUCUAUAAAGAACCAACCUUUACCAUUGCUGGAACUCCUGCAAUUGUGCAGCAUGAAAUUUUAAACAACAGAAGGCAUGUCUUGACUAAGGAUACUGCUGGCUCAGUGAAGCUAUGGGAGAUCACUAGGGGCAUUGUUGUUGAAGACUAUGGAAAGGUUUCAUUUGAGGAGAAAAAAGAAAAAUUAUUUGAGAUGGUAAGCAUCCCUGCAUGGUUCACUGUGGACACUAGGCUUGGAUGCUUGUCCAUACAUUUGGAUACACCUCAAUGCUUCUCAGCUGAGAUGUAUUCAGCUGACCUCAACAUUACUGGAAAACCUGAGGAUGAUAAGGUUAACCUAGCCCGUGAAACACUUAAAGGUCUAUUGGCUCAUUGGUUGAUAAGAAGAAAGCAAAGAUCUGGAAGCCAAGCAUCAGCCAAUGGGGAUGUUCCCUCUGGAAAGGACACUGCCACCAGAAGUCAUACCCAUUCAAGAAUUGAUAUGGAUGGCAAUGCUGACAAUGACUCCAUUGUAUAUCCACCUUUUGAAUUUUCAACUGUUUCGCCUCCUUCAAUUAUUACCGAGGGCUCUCAAGGAGGCCCGUGGAGAAAAAAAAUAACCGAAUUAGAUGGGACCGAAGACGAGAAGGACUUUCCUUGGUGGUGUCUAGAGUGUGUAUUGAAUAAUCGCUUACCUCCUAGAGAAAAUACCAAGUGCAGCUUCUACCUGCAUCCAUGUGAAGGUUCAACUGUCCAGAUCCUCACACAGGGAAAACUAAGUGCACCUCGGAUAUUGAGAAUACACAAAGUCAUUAAUUAUGUCAUAGAAAAAAUGGUCCUAGACAAACCACUGGAAAGCGGAACCUCUGAGGGAACCUUUGCUCCUGGAGGGCAACUACAGCAUCCAGUGGUUGGAGAUGCCUCUUUCCGGUCUGGGUUGAAGCCUUGGCAAAAGAUUAGGCCUGCUAUUGAGAUACUAUGCAAUAAUCAGGUCUUAUCACCGGACAUGAGCUUAGCCACUGUGCGGGCAUAUAUAUGGAAGAAAUCUGAGGACCUGGUUCUUAAUUACAGAAUGGGCCAGGGCAGGUGACUAGUACGGCUUUUGGGAGGAGGCUGCAGGUCGGAUUUAGAACAUAAAUAGGCCCUGUAAUGUAAUAUACUGCAAGGUAGGCUGAUCUUUCUGGGGUUGCCUGUUGUCAUCAAAGUACCUGUUGGGUCCUUGUUAUUUGUCCAAAUUAUCGAUCGGUAUCUUGGGCCAUUCCGAACUUUGCCCAUAAUGUUGAUCCCGUCUACCUUCUUCAUAGUUGGGCAGGUGCUUUUAUGGAUUUUGAGCCGUGUAGCUGACAUGGAAGCUUUUGCUGGAAAUUGCAACAAAAUUUUUGGGUUGGUCUGCUUUCAGGGGUUUGCGACUUUUGGGGAAGUCGGGGAGAAUAUUUUGGAUACAGUUUGAGGGUCUUUGAAGGUAUAUGAUGUCGAAAAGCUUUGUAGAUUUUGUAUUGUGGGUAUCAUACCUAGCCAUAGGAACUCUUCUACGAAGGUAAUUUUUUUAAUUAUUUCUUUUGGAAAUAAUACAAUUCCAAGCAGUUUUCUAUUUAUUCCCCCUUCUUUCA
Carica papaya (papaya) is the source of this 3027-nucleotide messenger RNA. It is a transcript of the gene LRS1, whose product is annotated as Transducin/WD40 repeat-like superfamily protein. The record is from RefSeq and is a predicted model, not a curated record. Gene Ontology annotation, biological process: double-strand break repair via homologous recombination. Gene Ontology annotation, molecular function: ubiquitin binding. NCBI's taxonomy places the organism in Eukaryota, Viridiplantae, Streptophyta, Magnoliopsida, Brassicales, Caricaceae.